AUGGACGUACCGUGGGAAGUACAAGUGCAGGCGAGUCCUGGAGUAGCUGGCGGCGCUGCCCUUUUGACUUGCAUUACACCUCGACCUGUCAGAAACUACGUCAGUGUCACUCGAUGGUUCAAGGACGGUUCUGUUCUUGCGCCUAUGGCUUCUGAUUCAGGUCACCAUAUCAUCGGUGGCAGUCGUGGUGACAUGUUGCUGAUACGUAAUGCAAGACCUGAAGAUAGCAGUUCCUACUCUUGUGAGGCGCAGCAUCAGCUCACGGGAGAGAAGAGGCGAAGUGCACAGGCUAUGAUUGCUGUUUCACAUGGAUCUGGUAGUAUGGCUCCUCGAAUACUGACAAUAUCAGAAGACGAGACGGUACCGCAAGGCGGCGAUAUCCGAUUAGUGUGUUGCGCUAUUGGCAGUCCAACACCCACCUAUAGUUGGUUCCGUCACAGCAACGGCAGAUUGAGUCCAGUAUCCAACAACAUUAGAAUAUCUGUGUCAGAACAAGUCCUUAUCAUCAGACGCGCACAGGUGUCUGAUGGUGGCAUAUGGUCUUGUCGUGCGCAUAACCAAUAUGGGGAACAGCGACGGGAUACAACUCUACGGAUACGAGCACGUCUUGUGGUUACUGUACAUCCACAGCUGCAGAUAGCAAAUUCGGGCAGUUCAGUGACAUUCAACUGCUCGGUAGAAGGAGGGGACAGUCGAGUGCGAUGGCUACACGAUGGUGUUCCUGUGGGGGGAGGAGAAAGGGUUUUACGUGUGCAUGGUGUUGUACGUGCACAUCGUGGGAUGUACCAAUGCUUUGCGGAGAGAGAAAUGGAUAGUGCGCAAGCGGCGGCUGAGUUACGGCUUGGAGACACAGCCCCAGAACUACACUAUACGUUCAUAGAACAGGCUUUACACCCUGGACCAGCAGUAGCCUUACAUUGUUCUGCUUCUGGAUCGCCUUCACCUCGCUUUUCCUGGCUGCUGGAUAUGCAGCCUAUUGAAGAACAUAAUACGCCACAAAGGAGUAUUACCCAAUUCCUGAGUCCUAAUGGAGACGUGGUGAGCUACCUUAACCUGACGUCAGUACGGCCUGAAGAUGGCGGGCGGUACACAUGUCGGGCUCACAACUCACGCGGCGCUGUGGAACACUCUACACGGCUCAAUGUCUACGGUCCGCCAUCAAUCCGCAACAUAAGCCCAGUGCGCGUAGUGGCCGGAGUUAACACGACCAUCUAUUGUCCCUAUUCAGGAUUUCCAAUCAGUAUUAUAUCUUACAUAGCAAAAUUUCUUGGGAAUUGA
Messenger RNA from Pieris brassicae (large cabbage white), 1278 nucleotides. Its product is annotated as Down syndrome cell adhesion molecule-like protein Dscam2. The transcript has 9 exons. NCBI's taxonomy places the organism in Eukaryota, Metazoa, Arthropoda, Insecta, Lepidoptera, Pieridae. Bases 1 to 1278 code for a protein of 425 amino acids. The record is from RefSeq and is a predicted model, not a curated record.